Messenger RNA from Alternaria atra, 1821 nucleotides. RefSeq lists its product as uncharacterized. The coding region runs from base 1 to 1821 and encodes 606 amino acids. Lineage: Eukaryota; Fungi; Ascomycota; Dothideomycetes; Pleosporales; Pleosporaceae. The record is from RefSeq and is a predicted model, not a curated record. The transcript is spliced from 3 exons.
AUGGCGGACGAAGAGAAAGAGAAGGCAGAGAAGAUCGCAGCGGCGAAGAAACGCGUAGGUCUUUCCCUACACGUUCUACUACUCUCCGAGACGGUUACCAUUGCUCAGUUGCAGUUGGAUAUGUACGAACAAUUAAAGAAGAAGACAAAGAAGGCGGGCGCUGGAAAGAAGAAGGAAGACAAGACUGAGGCACCCGCCGAAGCUGAAGCCUCCACCGAAGUCCCUGCUGAAGCGACAACUACCGAAGACCAGCCCGAACAAGUCGCGCCAGAACCCGUAGAAGCUACAAGCGCAGCGCCGCCGCCAGAGGAGGACGAUGACGAGCCGUCGGAGCUCGCUGUACCCAAGUCAUCACACGGCCGCAAGCCUUCAGUCGCUGUUGAGUCGCGACAGCGAUCUGAGUCUUUCUACCGUUCGGGGGCUGCUGGUGGACCUUUGUCGCCGGGAGGAGGGGUUACAAGCGAGGUCUACCGGGAACAAGCACAGAAGAUUGAGGAGCUCGAGAAGGAGAACAAAAGACUGGCAAGCGAGGUCGAAGAAAACCAGAACAGACGGAAGAAGGGCGAGGAAGAAUUAGAGGAGCUACGAGAAAGCAGAGGAGACGUUGCACUCGCGGUCGAGAAAGGCAAGGAGGCUGACAAGCUGAAAGCCGAAGUUGAAUCGCUGAAGAGACAACUCGCACAGGCGCAAUCGCAAAGCAACAAGUCCAUCCGCCGUACAUCGACCGCAUCGCCCAGUCAGAGCGCAUCUAUCGACGACUUGAACGCGCAAGUCGCUUCAAAGUCUGCGACUAUCGAGUCACUCGAGCUGGAAAUAUCCAACGUCAACAGGCAGCUGUCAGAACAGACCAACAAGAACAACGAGCUUCAGUCAAAGGUUUCGAGCCUGGAAUCCGCAGUACAAAAGGCAGAACAAGAGGCUAGCUCAACAAAGACCGAGCUACAGGAUCUCAAGGCGAGCCUAGACAAGGCUGGGGAUCAGGCAGAGAAGGACGGCUCAGAUCGUGACUCUGCGCAGACGCGCAUUGCACAACUAGAGGCUGAGUUGGGCACAGCGAACCGCAAGGCCUCGGACUCAGUCUCACGCGCUGAGUUGCUGGAGAAGAAGAUCGAAACCCUCACACAGCUACAUCGCGACAACGACUCCCGGAAUCAGACGCGCAUACAAGAGCACAAGAAAAUUGAGCGAGAAGCAACAGAACUACGAACCCGCAUAACAGGCCUCAGCAACGAAAACGCACGUCUCCGAGAAGCAGAGCAGCGUCGUCGCAAGGCGGACCUCGGCUCUAUCGAAGACUCCAGCGUGCAAGAGCUCCUAGACGAAGAGCGUGACCGCCUCCUCGCCAAAGUGCGCGAACUAGAAGAAGAGAACUUUGAACUCCGCCGCGGCGUAUGGCGCGACCGUCGCCGCGAUAUGCAACCUCCCAUUGACGACCAAGCAGACGCCUCGCACCCCUACAACAGCGCCAACAGCUUUGACGACAUCGACCUCUCUGGAGCGCCAUCCCGUCAAGCCCUCCCCAACCGCACACACUCCUCCUUCCAGGACGUCAUCCAAUCCGGCAUCUCAGCUUUCACCGGCCAGAACCCCGCGCAUCGACGAAGCGACGCGGCGAGUAAGCCGAAGCCGAGACAAGAGAGUCUGGGUAGUUUGGAUGAGUUUGAAAUCGAUGAAGAUGCAUUUAGGCAGGCGCAGGAAGAGGAGGCCAAGAGGAGGCUUGAGAGGGUUAGGGAGGUCAAGAGGGGGCUUGUACAAUAUAAGGGGUGGAGACCGGAUUUCGUGGAUGUUAGAGUGGGGAUGGGUGGCGUGUUUGAGAUAUGA